Molecule: messenger RNA, 958 nt
Organism: Dendrobium catenatum
Lineage: Eukaryota; Viridiplantae; Streptophyta; Magnoliopsida; Asparagales; Orchidaceae
Exons: 2
Coding region: 148-771 (207 amino acids)
Source: RefSeq, a predicted model, not a curated record
GCGUCCACCAUACCGCACACGUGUCAUCUUCUUCCUCUCCCCUGCAUCCCAUUUGCACUUCCCCUAUCUUCUUCUCUCCCCAUAAAAAUCUCAACUUUACUUCUCCACUUCAGAUUAAACACCUCCAUCUCUCUCGAAACCACAACAAUGGCUUCCCAGCAAGAAAAAACCUUCAACAACAUCUCCAACGAAGAAGAGCAUGGCCACCAAGGCCAAGAAGCAACCACCAUAUCUCCAGAAGAACUAGGACCAUACAGAGCCACGGCACAGCAAAACUCCAUUGACGCCAUCAAAGCUGCCGAAGACCGCUAUGCCAAAGCCAAGGAAUCCGGCACCACGGCUUUUCAACAAACCAAAGAGGCCGUCGUCCAUGGAGUCGGUGCCGGAACUAAUUACCUCGCCGGAAAGGGAUAUCAGGCGGCGGAUUACACGGUGGAGAAGGGAAAGCAGGGGUAUGAGUAUGCAAAGGAGACGGCUAUAGCCGCCACGCAGAAGACGGCUGAGCUCGCAAAGCAGGCGGCAGUGAAGGCCAAAGAUGUUACCGUUAGUAGUGGAGAGACUGCAUGGAAUUAUGCGACGGGCAAAACUGGGGAGGUAAAGGAGGCAGCUUUGGAGGCAGAAGGAAGAGAAGAGGAGACCGGUGGUGUUAAGGAGAAGCUUGGGGAGCGAGUUGAAGAGGACAAGAACAAGGUCGGCGAGAGUUUGUUCGGAGAAGUGGAGAAGGAAGAGGGGAAGGGAGGAGUAAAGAGAGGAGGGGAGGCAGGGCUGUGAAGAGCAGGAUUUGAAUGAGUGGGUGAUGGCGAUGGAAGACGACUGGACAAAAAAGAUUGAAGCUUGAUUUUCUUUUCUUCUUAGUCGUUUUUUGUGUUUUAGGGUUUGAAAGUGUUUGAUGAUGUUUAGUUUUGAUGAAAGAGAGUGUUUUGCUUUGUUGUUUUUUUUCAAUUAUAUGUGAUGUGCA